GGCAGUCAGCGCAGCUUGCGCGAGGCUCCGAGGAAAGGGCCGAACGCUGGGAACAAUUAAAGAGAUUCAAUUGAAUUCAACAAUUUAGGAGAUUACAACUAACUACCAGUAAACCUCACUCCAGUGUAAUGACAUAACCAUGGAAGCCGAACAAUGUUCGCAACUUGAAGCUGAAUUGUAUUACCUGAUUGCCAGAUUUCUCCAGUCGGGACCGUGCAAAAAAUCUGCAAGGAUCCUGGUGGAGGAACUGGAAGAGUAUGAGUUGAUCCCGAAACGGUGGAGUUGGGAUGGGAAACAAUAUAAGCGAAACUUCGAUGACUGGGUGGCGCUGAACCAGCAUAUCCCUGCAGAUUACCUGCUGCGUGUGUGUAAACAGGUGGGACCACUGAUUGACCAGCAUGUUCCACCAAGUGUUCCUGGGGUCUGUACCCUACUGGGCACUGGAAAACAGUCUCUUCUCCGCACAGCAAAGGGUUGCAACACGGUAUGGAGCAGUUCCACAGUGGCAGCGCUACACAGGGGACGCCCACCAGAACCUCCAGUCAGUGCGGAGAGGCCACCCAACUUCGCAUCUAUCAUGGGUGCCCGACAGACUGCAGGCGUCGCUCGUUUUGGGCACGCCCUCCCUUCCUCCACCUAUCAACACAUGAAGAUGCACCGGCGAAUCCUGGGGCACCUCUCCUCGGUUUAUUGUGUGGCAUUUGACCGCACGGGACGACGCAUCUUCACGGGUUCCGACGACUGCCUAGUGAAGAUAUGGGGGACAGACGACGGCCGUCUCCUGGCAACUCUCCGCGGUCACGCGGCAGAAAUUUCGGACAUGACUGUCAACUAUGAGAACACGCUCAUCGCCUCGGCCAGCUGCGACAAAGUGAUCCGCGUGUGGUGCCUGAGGACCUGUGCACCCAUCACCGUCCUCCAGGGCCACGCCGCCUCCAUCACAUCCAUACAGUUCUCUCCAGGUACCACAGGCUCUGCUCGAGUGCUGGCUUCCACCGGGGCAGACGGCAUGGUGUGCUUCUGGCAGUGGAACGCCCUCACCACCAAGUUCAAUGACCGUCCAGUGAAGUUUGUUGAGCGUUCACGCCCCGGAGUCCAGAUCUCCUGCUGCUCCUUCAGUUGUGGUGGGAUGUUCCUGGCCACAGGAAGCACAGACCAUGUGAUCAGAGUGUACUACUUGGGCGCCGAGACACCCAUGAAGCUCUCCGAGCUAGACGCUCACGUGGAUAAAGUGUUGGCCGUGCAGUUCUGCAACAACAGCGAUGGUCUUAGGUUUGUGAGUGGGAGUCGCGAUGGCACGGCACGGAUCUGGCACUUCCAGCAGCAGGAGUGGAAAAGCGUCUGUCUGGACAUGAGCGCCCGUCUGCCGGGGAGUGCCGUGGUGUCGGGAGAGGACAAGUCCACCAAACUGGUCGUUACCAUGGUUGCGUGGGACCGCAGUGACCGCAUGGUUAUCACUGCUGUUUCUAACUGCCUGCUGAAAGUAUGGAGCUCUACCAGUGGCCAACUGCUUCAUGUGUUAUCAGGUCAUGAUGAUGAAGUGUUUGUGCUGGAGGCCCACCCGUUUGAUUGGCGGAUCAUGCUCUCGGCAGGGCACGAUGGGAACAUUUACGUCUGGGACCUCAGCAGAGGAACUAAGAUCCGAAACUUCUUUAACAUGAUCGAGGGACAAGGCCAUGGUGCCGUCUUUGACUGCAAGUUCUCGGCUGAUGGUCAACACUUUGCCUGCACAGACUCUCACGGCCACGUCCUCAUAUUUGGUUUUGGAUGCAGUAGGCUUUACGAGAAGAUUCCUGACCAGAUGUUUUAUCACACGGAUUUCCGCCCGCUGAUCCGGGACGCCAAUAACUACGUGCUGGACGAGCAGACCCAGCAGGCCCCCCACCUCAUGCCCCCACCCUUCCUAGUGGAUGUGGACGGGAACCCCCACCCGCCCAUCUUCCAGCGGCUGGUCCCGGGCAGAGAGAACUGCAAAGAGGAGCAGCUCGUCCCCCAGCUGGGCUACAUGGCUAAUGGUGACGGGGAGGUGGUUGAGCAGGUGAUUGGCCAGCAGACGUCGGAGGAGGAGGAACCGGAGGAGAGCCCGCUGGACGACCUCAUCAGGCAGCUGCAGCAUCAGCAGGACCAGCGAAACGUCCCAGCAGAUCGGCAAGCAGGUGAAGGUGCAGCUGCUGAGGGUGAAGGGGCCGACCUCCUUUCUCCGCCCAACGUGGGCCUCCGGCGGAGCGGCCAGGUGGAAGGGGUGCGGCAGAUGCACAACAACGCCCCCCGCAGCCAGAUGGCCACCGAGCGAGACCUGCUGGCCUGGAGCCGCAGGGUGGUGGUCAACGAAGUCCCAGCCAGCAUGUUGAGAGUGAUGGAACAGAGUCGACAGGCCAAAGGCGAGUCCGAGCGCUCGUUAUACAACACGGAGAAGAGGAGGAAACCUGUGCAAAGUGCCACACGAGCCGAGCCGGAGUUCAUGUCGUUGCGCUCCAUGCGGCGGACGCAGCGCAAGAAGCAGCAGCAGCAGCGCCACUCCUACCACACGCGCUCGGCCCGCGAGCGCCGCGCUCUACGCCGCAGCGGCAGCCUCCGCUCGCAGCACGGCUCCGACUCGGACAGCGAGGCAGAGCGGGAGGAAGAGGAGCAGGCGGAUGCCAGCGACGCCUCCUCAGACGGAGAGGCUCAGUGGCAGAGCGACAGCAGCUCCAGUGACUCGUCAAGCGAGUACUCGGAUUGGACUGCCGACGCAGGCAUCAACCUUCAGCCUCCGAAGCGGUCCACCAGGCGUCUCGUCCGAGCCCCGGCCAGCAGCAGCUCUGAGAACGAGGGAGAGACCCAGGCUGAGGGGGAAGAGGAGGAGAAGAGGAAAAAGAAAGAGGCAGAAAAGAAGAAGAAACCAAAAGAACCUAAAAAGCCCGGGUCGGGCAGUACAUCUGCUGAGUGGACCCCUCCUUCGUGGGUCACCGACACCACAGCCCGCCGACUGCCCUUCGUGCCUCAGAUGGGGGAUGAGCUUAUCUACUUCCGCCAAGGUCAUGAAGCGUACGUACGCGCAGUGCGUAGGGCCAAAGCCUACAAUAUCAAUCGUCUGAAACAGCCCUGGAAUAAACUGGAUCUCAGGGAUCAAGAGUCGGUGAAGGUGAUUGGUAUAAAGUAUGAGGUGGGACCGCCCACCCUCUGCUGCCUCAAACUGGCCUUCCUAGACCCACUCUCAGGGAAGAUGACUAAUGAGUCCUUCAUUUUAAAGUAUCAUGACAUGCCUGAUGUCAUCGACUUUUUGGUGCUGCAGCAGUUUUACAACGAGGCAAAAGAACGCAACUGGCAACCUGAUUCAAGAUUCAGGAGCAUAAUCGAUGACGCAUGGUGGUUCGGAUCAGUGGAAAGCCAGCAGCCGCUCGAACCAGAAUAUCCUGAUAGUCUCUUCCAGUGCUACAAUAUUAGGUGGGACAAUGGAGAGACAGAGAAAAUGAGUCCGUGGGAUCUGGAGCCGAUACCUGAAGAAGCGGAGCUCCCAGAAGAGUUCGGAGCUUGUGUCCAGGUGUCGGAGGCCGAGUUCCAGUCGCUCCUGUACAAACCCCAGGAGGGCGAGUGGGGGGCGCAGACGCGGGACGAGGACUGCGAGCGAGUGGUCCAGGCCAUCGAUCAGCUGCUCUCUCUGGAUGUGGCGAAGGAGUUUAAGAGUCCUGUGGAUCUGAGGGAUUAUCCCCUCUACUGCUCUGUGGUGGCCUACCCCACUGACCUCGGCACUGUCCGACAGCGCCUCAGGAACCGCUUCUACAGGAGAAUUUCUGCUCUCAUGUGGGAGGUGCGUUACAUCGAGCACAACGCCCGAAUCUUCAACGAGCCACAGAGUCCCAUCGUCUCCGCCGCCAAGAUCGUUACUGAUGUGCUGCUGCGCUUCAUCAGCGAUCAGAGCUGUGUGGACAUAGUGGACCUUCACCACAGGAUGAAGAUGGAGCUGAGCAGUGUUGAAGAGGAGAAUGAUGUUGACUCCGACACCCCAGGGACAUCCACUGGUCAACAACAGGGCGGGUCCGGGGCUCAGAAGCGAGGGGUCGCGUUGGACAUCAGUGCGUGGAGGAACCAGUGUAAGGAUCUCCUGCGCAGGAUGAUUGACAGCCCCGACUCGGAGCCGUUCCGACAGCCCGUCGACCUCUUUGAGUAUCCAGAUUAUCGAGAUAUCAUUGACACUCCAAUGGAUUUGGGGACUGUGUCAGAGACAUUAGCUGUAGGGAAUUAUGAAAAUCCCUCAGAGUUUGCCAAAGACAUCCGUCUGAUUUUCAGUAAUUCAAAGGCGUACACUCCAAACAAAAAGUCGAGGAUUUUCAGUAUGACUCUGAGUCUGUCGGCAUUCUUCGAGAGGCAGAUCAUCUCCAUAAUCUCAGAUUAUAAAUCUGCUGUACAAAACCAACGGAGAAAUCGUCAGAGAAUGAACUACAGCAAGCGGUUACAGGAAUCGCCACCAGUCAGUCCCAAAGGGAAAAACAAGUCAUCAGGGAAGAAACCAAAAACCCAGCAGCGAUCCAGGAGUCGCACACGCACAGUUUCACAAGCCUCAGAAUCCAAUGACAUUUCUGUGGAUGAAGACGGCCAGGCCUCGUCUUCGUCUUCCUCCUCAUCCUCCUCCUCAUCUUCCUCAGGACAACCAGGGGCCAACAGAUUAAUGCGCAGCCGAGGGCUACCUGCCAAAAACUCUGAACUUUGUAAUGGGCCAACUGUCAACGGCAGCCGGCAGUCGCACAGGAGAGGCACUUUGCGCACAAUCACAAAACAAAUGCCUGCAUCUGGCAGUUCAUCUUCAUCCUCCUCAUCGUCGUCGUCGUCCUCCUCUUCCUCGUCUUCCUCCUCUUCUUCCUCGUCAGAGAGCGAAGAGAGUGACGUGGAGGUGGGGCAGUUUCCCGAUGGCGGCGACCACGAUUACAGUAAAGCGCCACGCCUUUCCCAUAGAGACAAGGGCAAGGUUGCCGCCGUCACAAAGAGAAAACUGAUAAGCCACGAAACGAUGGCACAGGUGAAAAGACUGCGGCGGGAUGAGGAGGUUGAGCAGCCAGUGGAGGAGGAGGAGGAGGAGGAAGAAGACAAGGAGGUUGAGGAGGACUCCGAGCAGGAGCUGGAAGAGGAAGAGGAGGAGCCAGAGGAUGAUGAAGUGGAGAAGGAAGAGGAGGAAGAGGAGGAGGAGGAGGAGGAGGAAGACGAGGAGGGGCAGAGUGGAGCAGCCUUGCCACAGACGGCCGCUGGACAGAGAUCAAGCCAGCGAACAGGGAAGUCGGCCCGGGUCAACACGCGCAACCAGGGCCGACGGACUGUCCUGUACAACGACGAGUCCGAGGAGGAGGGGAACGCCGCAGACCCGCUCAACCUGGGCAGGUCGCGGUCGGGUCGGGUGCGACGCAUGACUGAGAAAGCCCGGGUCAGCCACCUCAUGGGCUGGUCACACUGACCCCCCCCCCACACACACACACACACACACACACACACACACACACACACACACACACACACACUCACUCACCCAGCCCUCCUCUCAGACUCACUAAUACCAAUACUGCAGGGAUUUUGACUUUUUAUCAUUUUUUAUUAUGUUUUAAAAGAUUUUGUAUAGUUUAUUUUUUUAUUGUAUUUUUUUUCUUUUUUUUUUUCUUUUUUUAAUUAUUUUGAUUUGUGUAGGAGUGUAUGUUUACGGACAGUGGUGCUUUUUGUAUCUCCAUCUUUCCGUUUCUCCCCUCCCUUUCUCUCUGUUCUUUCACACUCUUCUUUAAUACUUUCUCCCCCCCUCCAUCAUUUUCUCCUCCGCUCUGUUUGUCUGUGCGUGUCUGUGUCUUACUUCCAAGGAAACCUCUUGGUAACAAUCUUUCCAAUAAUCAGCCACCUCAGCCUUACUCUGCUCCAGGGCCUUAAAAUGAGCUCCUCCAUGUUGCAUCCCCUGUUCCUCGGCUCUUCCUCCUCUCCUCUCCUCUCCUCUCAUCGCUCCUCACCGAGACACUGACUAGCUGUGGAAACCCAACAUGGUGCUGUUCCAUUCACUCUCAGAUCAAAAACCACAGUAGCUCUCACAGUACAGUUUGGAAGCCCCCCCACCCCCCUUCAUGUGGAGAUGGUGCUGCUUUCUUCUUCCUCCUCCACUGAUCAUUCUGUUGUCCCGAUUUCUUUUUGGAAGACCCCACCCCCCCAUUUCCCUGCCCUACUGUCACCUGGGGCUUGUGUGUUGCCUAAAACCGAGGAUGGGUAGGUGAUUGUGUAAAGGGCUGCAGUCUGCUGGUUUGCGUCUGGUUUGGAGUUGUGGGCUCAUGACAAGCACUGACCCAUCUCUCUCCCUGUCUCUCUCUCUCUCUCUCUUUCCACUCCUCACACUGAAGACUGUUUUGAGACCACCACAAAAUAAUAUUUAUAUUUUUAUUACACUGUUUUAUGAUAGACGUUGCUGUCGCUUCCUAAUAGUAGUACACAUUUUGCACAUGGGUAAGAAAACAUCUGGCAGCUGAUCGGUGGAAGGUGUGGAUGGCGGCGGAUUCCAUCGGCCAGCUUCGUGCUUCCUCGAGAUUCAUCUGGUCCGCUACAGGCCAUCUGAAGAGCAAAAGACUAUUAUUAAUUAUUACAGUGAUCACCUAUAGACUGUUUAGCUCUGAGCUUUACUUUCUGCUUCCAGCAAUUUCAAGAACAAUCAUCUUUGGUGCCAACCUCCUGAACUCUGGUGUGAUUUUUUGAUCUGAAUUGUAGCCUGAUGGUAGUGUGCAGUGGGUGAAUUGGGGUAGACAUUUAUAAUACAUUUUUUUUUUUCCUUCUGCGGUCUUGAUCAAGGCCUCACACAGGAUGCACAAAAUCUGCUCCUAAGAGAAGACGAAGAGUCACGCUGGUCUAGUGUUGUAGCAAGUGUCACUUAGAGCAGAUAACGGGUUUUUUACUAAUGUCAUCUCUUUACACACGUGUCUUUUUCAUAUGUCCCUUAAAAUGUCCUACUGCUCUCCAAGCUCCUGUCUUGAUUGUUGUACGUUGCGAAUGAUUUCUUUAACUCUCAACUUUUCAUAAUACCUCCUCUUCCUCCCCUGAGGGAGGGAGACUUGGGACUCCACCAAAUGUCAAACCCAUCAACAUGGAGCACAAAUGUAUGACCAUCCAAUCAGCAUUAAUGUGACUACAAUUUGAGCCAAUUCCUCAUCUUGGUUUUCGGUCUCUCUUCAGGGACUCUUUUGUGUUAAUAGACUUGAGUGGUGGGAAAGCCACUGUUAAUAUGAUGGUGAUGUUUUAUAGAUGUAAUAAGCUCAUGUGAUUUGUCUUUUUUUUUUCUACGCAUAUUUUGGUUGUGUUUUUAUUUUGAUUAAAGUAUACAAGAAUUAACUUUA
Molecule: messenger RNA, 7325 nt
Organism: Sardina pilchardus (European sardine)
Lineage: Eukaryota; Metazoa; Chordata; Actinopteri; Clupeiformes; Clupeidae
Gene: brwd3
Product: bromodomain and WD repeat domain containing 3
Exons: 40
Coding region: 140-5425 (1761 amino acids)
Biological process (GO): regulation of transcription by RNA polymerase II; regulation of cell shape; cytoskeleton organization
Cellular component (GO): nucleus
Molecular function (GO): protein binding
Source: RefSeq, a predicted model, not a curated record